This is a messenger RNA of Anthostomella pinea, 174 nucleotides long. NCBI's taxonomy places the organism in Eukaryota, Fungi, Ascomycota, Sordariomycetes, Xylariales, Xylariaceae. The record is from the annotation of a GenBank genome assembly.
AUGAGAUUCAACGACUGCAGCGACGAGGAGGAGUCAUAUUAUAGCUACGGGAGCGCCCACACGCUUGAGAAGGCCGUAUGCGAUCCAAUGAACGCGGCGGAUACGACGUCAAACGACCACGGCUCGUCGCUCGCACGAGCCGUCAACGACUACCCCAGCGGCCCUCCCUCGUAA